Messenger RNA from Suhomyces tanzawaensis NRRL Y-17324, 2064 nucleotides. RefSeq names its product arylsulfatase. Gene Ontology annotation, molecular function: arylsulfatase activity. Lineage: Eukaryota; Fungi; Ascomycota; Pichiomycetes; Serinales; Debaryomycetaceae. The record is from RefSeq and is a predicted model, not a curated record. Bases 44 to 1711 code for a protein of 555 amino acids. The transcript has a single exon.
CAACCAUCAAUAAUGUGAAGGAACAAAUUAACAUCCAUUUGCCAUGACUGGUCAAAAGAAACCCAAUUUUAUUGUGAUUGUUGCUGAUGACUUAGGUUUCACUGACUUAAGUGCCUUUGGAGGUGAAAUUGAUACACCAAACUUGAAACGUCUUGGAGACCAUGGAUACCGCUUUACCGACUUCCAUACAGCUUCAGCAUGCUCCCCUACAAGAUCUAUGUUACUCUCCGGCACUGAUAAUCACAUUGCUGGAUUGGGUCAAAUGGCCGAGUUCUCCAGGGGGUUUCCCGAGCAAUUUGGUGGGAAACCAGGUUACGAAGGAUACUUGAAUUACAGAGUAGCGGCACUCCCUGAAAUUAUGCAUGAUUCGGGCUACUAUACGCUAUUAUCUGGAAAAUGGCAUUUAGGUUUAACUAAGGAAUAUUGGCCAUCAGCCAGAGGAUUUGAAAAGACCUUCACUCUAUUACCCGGUGCUGGUAAUCACUAUAAGUAUUUUCCUCUUGAUGAGGUUACUGGUGAAACUGCUUCUUUCAUGAAGCCUUUGUUUGAAGAAAACGGUGAAACUAUUGAUCCAUUUUCCCUUCCAGAAGAUUAUUAUAGUUCUGAUUAUUUCACCGACAGGUUUAUCAACUAUUUGAAAGAUGACGAUAGAAAAGAAAGACCUUUCUUUGGGUUGUUGACGUUUACUGCUCCUCAUUGGCCAUACCAAGCGCCCGAAGAAGUCAUCAAGAAAUAUAAGGGAGUUUAUGAUGGAGGUCCGCAAGAGCUCAGGUCAAAAAGACUAGCCAAUGCAUUGAAGUUGGGAAUUAUUCCCGAGGGUGUGGUUCCUCACCAAGUUGAGACCCAAAGAGAGAAAGCAUGGAAAGACUUAUCGGACGAAGAAAAGGAUAUCGAAGCUAGGAUCAUGGAGACAUAUGCUGCAAUGGUUGAUGUUGUGGAUCAAAAUAUAGGGAGACUUAUCAAUCACUUAGAAACUGCUGGUGAACUAGACAAUACUUUCAUUCUAUUUAUGUCUGACAAUGGUGCUUGUGGAAUGUUGAUGGAGGCCUUGCCAUUGAAGAAUGAGAACUUUAGAAAGAAUAUAGAGAAGAACUAUGAUAAUAGAUUGGAAAACAUCGGGAAAAAAGAUUCUUUUGUGUGGUACUCUGAUCAAUGGGCACAGGCAGCAUCUGCACCAUCAUAUAUGUAUAAAAUGUGGGCCAGUGAGGGUGGAAUUCGUUGUCCUUUAAUAUUGCAUUACCCAGAUUUGAUCAACAACGAAAAGAGAGGAAAAGUAAAAAGAGAGUUUACAACGGUUAUGGAUAUUUUACCAACUAUACUAGAGAUUGCGGGCAUUAACCACCCAGGGGAAGUCUUCCAAGGAAGAAAAGUGGUCAAAGUGAGAGGUCAUUCUUGGUUAGGUUAUCUCAAGGAAGAGCAGGAAUCUGUUCACUCUGAAGAUUCCGUUGUUGGAUGGGAGUUAUUUGCUCAACAAGCAGUCAGAAAAGGCAAAUACAAAGCUUUAUUCAUUCCAGAGCCGUUAGGUCCAGAAAAAUGGCAGUUGUUUGAUCUCAGUACAGAUCCUGGGGAAACACGCGACUUAUCGGAGGAAUUAAGCUGGAAGUUGGAUGAGAUGCUUAAUCAUUGGACUCAGUAUGUUGCAGAAACUGGUUUGGUAGAAUGUACUGGGCUAUUCAAAUACGAAUAUGACAAGAAAAUAUUAUAUGAUUAAUAGAAUUCGAGAUUAUGCCUUACAAUGGAAUUCAGGACAAUUAAAUAGUUAAAUUUCACCAUAAAAGUGUAAGGGAGCUUGCACAAGAAGUUUCACGAUGAUAUUGUAAAUCAUUAGUUCUCUAAAGAAAGGGGAAAUUCAGAACCCCAGAGUAGAGAAAAAUGUGUUAGGAACAGCUGUAUAUCGUGGUCACUAAUUCUUCAGUAUAUCAAAUCAAACGACUCUAAUCUCCAGUUGGGAAUAUGUCACUGUGUCAUGUGAAAAUUUAGGAAUUAUAAUAUCCUGGUAGCGUAAAAUCAUUUUAAACUCUUACUACGAUAAUCGUGCUCUAUAUUGUUGUUCUAACCAGUCUC